AUGGAUAAACAAAAUCUUCUAUUGCUAAUAGAGGCGUCAUUAUCCAAUGAUGCCAGUAGGAAUCAUGAUUUGUCUCAUUAUUUGGAUGGUAUAGAGCAUAAACCAGGGGUUGCGGAGUUUUUCUUUGACCUCGUGGGCGAUAAUUCCUUAAAGGCUCCCGUCAAACUGUUUGUUGCCGUAUACUUCAAGAACAAAGUGAAGAAGCAUUGGAACAUCAAUGGAAACGACUCAUGGGAACUACAACAAAAACAGAUUUCUCCGGAAGAAAAAGCAUCUAUCAAGUCCAAAUUUGUACAGGUGUUCCUGGCCAAUUGUCAGGAUAACAAAGUAAGCCAACUGUUGUGUGAUACAUUGUAUUUGAUAUUACAACAAGAAAUUGAUCAGUGGGAUCAACUGACAAAUGACACUCUACAAUUGCUGCAUUCCAAGGACAAGUACGAAUACGUUUACAGUGGGUUACUGAUCCUCAAGACAUUUAUGAGAACCCAACGUUGGAGCUUGGGAGAUGACCGUAGAAGGCUGGAUCUUAUUGUCGAAAAUUCGUUCGAAUUAUUGGAAAGUCUAAUGGAUGAUUUGGUCUCUAAUGGUCUUGAUGAUACUUCUGCAAGUAACCUUAUUUACCAAAUCCUUAAAAUAUUCAAGUAUGCUACCUUCACUUCAAUGCCUCAGUAUUUCAUAAGAGAUAUUGGGAAACUGGAAAAAUGGGUUUCUUAUCAACUAACGAUUGCUUCAUCAGAGAGCUCUUCAUCAUUAAUGGCAUUAGACGUGGAUAGAAGAACAGUUGAUCCUAGGUCAAAAUCGCAAAAAUGGGCUUUUGCCAAUCUAUGUAGAUUAAUCGGAAGAUAUGGCGGUGGAAAAUCGAUGAGUAGAGAAGCUCAUUUGAAUCAGUUCUGUGAAUUGGUUACAUCAAACUUUGCCCCAGAGAUUUUAACUCAGGUAUUCAAGAUCGCCUCCAAUUGGUCUCAAAACCCCGAGUCUCAUUGGCUCUCCCAGAAGAGCCUUUAUUAUUUAAUUUUCACUAUUCACCAAUUUGUCAACGGGCCCUACAAUUGGAAACUAGUGCAGCCUCAUAUAAGAGAGAUCAUUGCUCAUUUGGUAUUACCCAACCUAUUACCAACUGACGACGUUGUGGAAUUAUACGAGUCUGAUCCUGACGAGUAUUAUAAACGUUACAUUGAUUUUGGAAACAGCACAACUACUGCCAAUGAUGCUGCUGUCAAUUUAUUGGCAGGUAUUUCUGAAGACAAACUUAAACAAAUUUACUCAAAUACUGAAGAUUUGGUGGUUAGCUGUUUUACCAAUGAGAAAAACAACCCAUUUCAAGUAGAAGCAAGUCUAAGAGUCUUGGCUUGUUUCUCUUUGCAAUUGAAUCAGUCCGAUUGGGAUGUUGAAGGAAUUGUUAAAGUCACAUUGCCUUACCUAAACGCAAAGGAGUAUCCAUUCUUGCAAACCAGGGCUUGUGAUUUGAUUACUUGUUAUGGAGCAGGCAUCAGGGAUCUUAAUCUCUUGUCAGAAGUCUUCCAAGGACUAUUGAAGAAUUUCCAACAAGAUGAUGAUCCGUUGUUGAUAUUGUUAGGUGCUGAGGCGAUAACUGUGUUGAUUUCCAGACCAGAGGUUUCUGAUUCUCUUAGGCCUCACAUCAACUCUAUCAUCAGCAAACUACUAAAACUGUCAAAUGAGUAUGAGUUUGAAGCAGUUAGCGACAUCAUCCAAGCAUUUGUGUCUGAAUUCAGUGCAGAAGUUCAGCCGUUUGCUUUGCAACUAUUUACUGAUCUCAACGAGAAUUUCCAAAGGAUCAUGAAAGAAAUGAUAGACAACAGAAACGACACUGACAAGGAAUACCAGGGCAUUGGAGUUUUGGAUACCAUGUUGUCGAUUGUAAACAGUUCCGACAAUGUCGAUCAUGUCACCCGACUCGCCGAUAUAUUAAGGCCUACAGUGCUGUGCACCAUUCAGAAUACCCUGGACAUGUUUUUAGUUGAAGUUUUGUCCAUCUGUGAAACUAUUGUCAGCAAGACGAAACAGGUGUCUCAGGCCUUAUGGGAUGUGUACAUGGAACUAUUUGAUUCCGCAUCUUAUUACUUUAUACCAGAUGUGUGUCAGCCAUUUUGGGAAGCUUGCAUUAUUUAUGGAUUUAAAGAUUUGAACUUUAAGAGCCCUCAGGUCCAAAAGGCCAUUGAAAUUAUUUCCAACGCUGAACUCUUCGAAGACUAUCCAAAGGUGCAAUAUGAAUUACUGAGUCAAAUAAUCUUAGCCUGCGAUGUUGGACCAGUAAUUCCAGAUAUUCUCAAACUUUCAAAUACAAGUGAACCCUGCAUUCAUAUCGAAAUCGUUCUAAGUUGUUUAGUUACCAAUCCCCAAUUAACAGUUAGCAACAUUGAUUUAACUCAAUUUCUUCCUCUUUGGAUGAAUAAUCAAAAGAAGAGCCCCACAGUGUUUGACGUCAAGUUACAAAUAUUGGCCCUCAUUUCAUUACUUGGUCUUGAUGGACUCUCCGUAAUAGAACAAGUCAAAGAUGAGCUUACACUAAAACUUGUCCAACUUUUGGAGACUUUACCCGAGACCAUGAGAAAACGACAAGAGUUGCUAGAUUCUUUGGAGAACGCUCAAGAAGAUGACUUUGAAUAUGAAGAGGACGAGGAAGACGACCUUUUAAGGGAAACAAUUUUGGACAAUGUUGAUGUCUUAUCUAAAUUCAAACAGUUCAACUCCACCGGACGAAUCACCGUUCCACAGGAGCGGUUGCGAAACCUCCAAUAA
Komagataella phaffii GS115 is the source of this 2760-nucleotide messenger RNA. RefSeq names its product Nuclear transport factor (karyopherin). Gene Ontology annotation, biological process: protein import into nucleus. The transcript has a single exon. Gene Ontology annotation, molecular function: small GTPase binding. The record is from RefSeq and is a predicted model, not a curated record. NCBI's taxonomy places the organism in Eukaryota, Fungi, Ascomycota, Pichiomycetes, Pichiales, Pichiaceae. Gene Ontology annotation, cellular component: nuclear envelope; cytosol. The coding region runs from base 1 to 2760 and encodes 919 amino acids.